CAGCAGUCGGGGCUGCCGUGGUGGUGGUGGUGGUGGUGUCGGCGGCGGAGGGGGCGCUGCUGGGUCCGGCGGGGCCGCGGAGGGUGACACGAGACAGCCGGACCAAGAAACCCCAAGACCACACCACAAGUCCUGACUGCUGAGAACUCCCUUUCCUAUCUGCUUCAGGCCUGCACCAAGGAACCAUUUCAGCAGAAGCGUCAACUUCAUCUACAUCUUGCUGCUUAGAGUGGACAUUGAGAAAGCCUGAACUUCUCCAUCUGUUGUUGCUCCAAAUCUUCUCUUCUCUUCCUGUCCUCUGGCAUCACCUGUGCUGCAGAAGUAUGCUACUACCAUAAAGAGCCACUGUGGAAACUGAAGAACUGGAGAGGACAGUGCAGAGGUUCAGAGGCACACUGUGUUGGUGGGAGUCAUUCCACAGCAGCCACAUUGCUUCUGGGGGAUGCCUGGCUGGGAGGUGUUUUCAGCUAUUUGUGCCAACGACCGCACGCUGCAGGACAGGGAAGUUAAUCUGGAGCAAAGCAAAGUUCUGCUGCAAAGUGAUGCUGCGCUGCAGUGCACCCUGUAGUGGAGGGCUCACCCAAAGGUCCUGAGCAAGGCAGGGGUCCGGCUCCCACCCCCUGUUCUUGCACCCUGACCUGUGGCACUUUACAGUCCCCCUCCUGCUACAGCUGCAUGUGCUGUUCUGACUCCGGCUCUGCUCGGAGUCCAGGCAAAUAAGGCUUCAUGCGGCACAUCCACGCGGAGACGUCCCUGCCCCCGGAGCACAGCACGGACCCCAGCCUGUCCCGGCCCAGUGGAGAGGCACCCUUGGAGCCUUCCUCGCAGUGCUGCACCCACCGCAGCAUCCUCAUGGGGUACAAUGAGACAGAGAUCACACGCCAGAAGGUUUACCAGGUCUCCAUCUUCUCCCAUCUCUCCAGCUCCUCUGAGAACAUGGAGCAGCGGGCAGGCAGCCGGCCAGCUGUCAAGAGGGCUUACCCCGAGCAGCGAACUCCAGAGGCGCGGCGAGAUCCCAAACGAACUCACUGGGGUGGUGGGGUGGUGGAUGGCAAGCACGAUGGGAGCCCUGGGCAGGCUUCCUUGGAUGAUGAUGAUGAUGAUGACACCUUUGAGGAUGGUCUGCUGGUGGAGGAGCUAUCCCUGAGCGGCUCUGCCCAGCACUUCUCCCACAGCGGGCUGCGGGUGGUGGAACACCGCUGUGAGGGCAGCCCUAGCCAGAGCCCCAAGGCCAGCAAAGAGGUCAAGCUGCAGGAUGUCUCCUCCUCCUCCCGGCCCCAGCACAUUGCUUGCAGUACUUUGCACAUGAGAGAUAGUUGCCGUGUCUCAUCGGGGGAUCAGCCCAUAGACUAUGGGGAGAAUGGGGAGCAGGCAAGUGGCUACAACUUACUACCCUUUGAUUUGCACAAUAUUGCACAAACAGCCCGGUUGGACUCUGGUAGGAAGAGAGAGAAGCCAGGAACCAGCCCAGCUCACAGCAGCUGGGCUAGCAGAGAAGAGGAAUGGCCAGUGGUGGCCAACAGGUGCAAGGAUUCCCCAACUCUGCAGACAGCGCUCAGCUCUGGGCCCAGCAACCUGAGCUCACCAGGAAAGACGCCCUUCAGGAGCUGCCAGCUCAGCAGCAGCAGCUGCACAGCCGAAAAGAAGCUGCUGUCCACUGGCGAGGUUGUGGCUGCCUCCUGCUCUGAGGAUGAGAGUCUGUCCCCGCUGGCAAAGAAGAAGAGGGUCCUGCCUUGCCAUCCGGUGCCCACGACCUGCCGCAGCACUGAUGCCAAAGGGGCCCCUUUCUGGAAUCACCUGCUUCCUGCAGCCAAGAGCUCUGUGGAUUGUGCUGCGAUCAGGAAGAGGCUGAAGAGCGGGCUGUGCCUCAAAUUGGAACACCUCCGCAACAGCCUCCAGAGGGGCAGCAGGUGCUCCACAGUACCCUGGGCCACCACCACUGUCAGCCAUGCUCUGCUGGGCAACUUUGAGGAAUCCAUCCUGAAAGGCCGCUUUGCACCAUCGGGGAGGAUUGAGGGGUUCACGGCAGAGAUCGGCGCCAGUGGCUCCUACUGCCCCCAGCACGCCACCCUGCCCGUUGACGUCACCUACUUUGACAUCUCCGAACACAGCGCGCCCUCGCCUUUCCUGGGAGUGAUUGACUUGGAGGCCUUGGGAAAGAAGGGUUAUAAUGUCCCCAAAGCUGGAACCAUCCAAGUGACCUUAUUUAACCCCAACAAGACUGUGGUGAAGAUGUUCUUGGUGACGUACGACUUCCAGGACAUGCCAGCCAACCACAUGACCUUCUUACGCCAUCGCAUCUUCCUGGUGCCUGUGGGGGAGGAGGAAUGGGCAACCACGGCCCCCAGCAACCCACCGGGCACUGGCCCACCCCGCAGGGUCCUCUGCUACCUGAUGCACCUAAGGUUUCACAGCUCCAAGUCGGGGAAGAUCUACCUUCACAACAACAUCCGGCUGCUUUUCUCUCGCAAGUCAAUUGAGGUUGACUCGGGGAUCCCCUAUGAACUGAAAUCCUUCACAGAGAUGCCGAGAAACCCCUGUUACUCGCCCUCGGCCUGACCACCUCCAUCCCCCAGGGCCACC
Molecule: messenger RNA, 2583 nt
Organism: Harpia harpyja (harpy eagle)
Lineage: Eukaryota; Metazoa; Chordata; Aves; Accipitriformes; Accipitridae
Gene: ATOSB
Product: atos homolog B
Exons: 11
Coding region: 727-2559 (610 amino acids)
Source: RefSeq, a predicted model, not a curated record